AUGGAUCAAACUCUGACAAACUCACCGAGACCUGUCCCUACCGUUCAGAUCUCUGACACGACUGUUCCGUUGGAAGCUCAGGCUCCAGCCCUACUGGAUAACACGGGACCGUCGUCACGACGACAGAUCCCAACACGGCUCCGCAAUCUGACCAGAUUCAGAGCACAACCGUAG
Messenger RNA from Arabis nemorensis, 174 nucleotides. The record is from the annotation of a GenBank genome assembly. NCBI's taxonomy places the organism in Eukaryota, Viridiplantae, Streptophyta, Magnoliopsida, Brassicales, Brassicaceae.